UCUCUCUAUUUUACUUUCCUCAACCUUUCCAUAAUACUUUUCUAUUUCUAGAAACCUUCUAGAAUCUAAUUUUCUAGUUGCACUUUAUAUUAGGAUUUGACUUGCCCCUAUAUAUAUAUAGAUAUAUAUUAAUAUACCACUCAAUCAUUUCCUCAUUCUGCAAAUUAAUCGAGACUAUUCACAAGAUUCAAACCUAAUUCACCCAUCUUCUUUUAACUUGUUACUUGCAAUAUUAAUGGCUGACUUAAAAACCUCCUCUAACAAUGUUUCAGCUGACUCUACAGUUUUUGCAGAUCAGGAAUCUAGCCAAGAUUCAAAUGUUGAAUUUUCGGAAAACGAGGAAAUGCUUAUUACUAUGAUUUAUAAUCUCAUUGGGGAGAGGUGGUCAUUGAUAGCUGGAAGAAUUCCUGGAAGAACAGCGGAAGAAAUAGAAAAGUAUUGGAAUUCAAGAUACUCAACAAGUGAAUGAGGGGCCCUAUGAGAGUUAAGCAAGAAAUUUAAACUUUAUGAGGGUAUGAUGAAUGAAAUGAAAGUGGAUCUUCAUAUUACUUAAAAGAUUGUGUAGUGUAAUGUCACUUUAUAUUCUAGUGCUACUUGCUGUUUCAUUUUUUGCA
Molecule: messenger RNA, 614 nt
Organism: Lathyrus oleraceus (garden pea)
Lineage: Eukaryota; Viridiplantae; Streptophyta; Magnoliopsida; Fabales; Fabaceae
Product: MYB-like transcription factor ETC1
Exons: 3
Coding region: 236-469 (77 amino acids)
Biological process (GO): regulation of DNA-templated transcription; cell differentiation
Cellular component (GO): nucleus
Molecular function (GO): transcription cis-regulatory region binding
Source: RefSeq, a predicted model, not a curated record